Antechinus flavipes (yellow-footed antechinus) is the source of this 668-nucleotide messenger RNA. RefSeq names its product transmembrane protein 190 (gene TMEM190). The record is from RefSeq and is a predicted model, not a curated record. The transcript has 5 exons. Gene Ontology annotation, cellular component: inner acrosomal membrane. Gene Ontology annotation, biological process: hematopoietic progenitor cell differentiation. Lineage: Eukaryota; Metazoa; Chordata; Mammalia; Dasyuromorphia; Dasyuridae. The coding region runs from base 91 to 627 and encodes 178 amino acids.
CUGGGCUGUUUGGGUUACCGGGGGAGGCUCCUCAGAGACCCCUCGAGGUCAGGGGAGGAGGAGCCCGAGUUAAGGGCUCCCGGGGCCAUCAUGAUGGCUGCCGCCCUCCCUGCCCUCAGCCUCCUGCUGCUAGUGAUGGGCAGAGCUGAGGGGAACGGAAUCCAGGGCUUCUUCUACCCGUGGAGCUGCGAAGGGGACGUCUGGGACAGGGAAGCAUGUGGGGGACAGGCGGCUGUCGAGAACCCCAACCUCUGCCUUCGGCUGCGCUGCUGUUACCAGGAAGGGAUCUGCUACCACCAGAGGCCUGACGAGAACCUGCGAAAGAAACACCUCUGGACCUUGAGCCUAACCUGUGCUGGGCUGGUCACGCUCAUCUUUCUCAUCUGCUUCUUCUGGUGGGCCAAACGCCGGGGCCUGUUCAAGCAUCUGAAGAUGCCGGGCCAUCUCAACAGAAUAAAGAAACCCAAACUGUCCAGAAAAUUCUCCAGAAUGUCCCCCAAGUCUCCUCUCCUAGAAGCAGAGGGAGGUGACCCCCAGCAGUCUGCUGCUGAUGGCCCAGAGGGCACGGAAGGCUCUAAGGUGGAACGGGAAGAGGAGGGAGGACGGGAUGAGGAUGAUGGAGAAUAGGGGGCACCGGGCCACUUGAAAAAAAUAGAGCUUUGCUCACA